Ceutorhynchus assimilis (cabbage seed weevil) is the source of this 1135-nucleotide messenger RNA. NCBI's taxonomy places the organism in Eukaryota, Metazoa, Arthropoda, Insecta, Coleoptera, Curculionidae. The record is from the annotation of a GenBank genome assembly.
UUUCGUUGUUCGCGGAUUCGCCGUAGUAGACUCCGGACGAGUCGAGUAUCGAACGGUUUUCGCCGGCUACACUCACAGACAAUACAAAACGGGGGUGGUGUUUCCUGCUUCUCUAUAGGGGUGGAUUUUUGUUUAGGGUUGCACUUUACUGGAGAAUAUUUUGUUGAUAUUUGAAGCUUUUUUUACAAUGAACGGACACAACGGACAUCAGAACGGAGACACGAACGGUUGCGGCGGCGACAUCAUCGCCCAAAAUCAGCUGAAAGGGUGCUGGACCAUCGGCCUGAUCAACUCGAAAUUCCGUUACUUGACCGCCGAAACCUUCGGGUUCAAAAUCAACGCCAACGGGACGUCAUUGAAGAAAAAACAAAUCUGGACUUUGGAACCGGACACGACCAGUUCCGGAGAAAGUCUGAUCUAUUUGAGAUCCCACCUGGACAAAUAUUUGGCGGUGGACUCUUUUGGGAACGUGACUUGCGAAAACGAAGAAAAAGAUCCGGGCAGCAAGUUCCAAAUAAGCGUUGCAGAAGACGGCACUGGCCGAUGGGCGUUGAAAAACGUCGUUAGAGGCUACUUUUUGGGAGCUUCCGCUGAUAAACUUACUUGCACGGCUAAAGUUCCUGGUGACGCCGAAUUCUGGCACGUCCACUUAGCCGCCCGACCUCAAAUGAAUCUCCGUUCGGUGGGCAGAAAACGGUUUGCUCAUUUGUCCGAAAAUCUGGACGAAAUCCAUGUCGACGCCAACAUCCCUUGGGGCGAAGAUACUCUUUUCACUUUGGAGUUCAGGCAGGAUGAGGGCGGCAAAUACGCCAUACACACUUGCAACAAUAAAUAUUUGUCGUUGAAUGGAAAACUGGUAGAGACUUGCAAUAAAGACUGUCUAUUCUCGGCCGAGUACCACAGCGGACAACUAGCGCUCAGAGACCGUCAAGGUCAAUAUCUGAGCCCCAUUGGAUCCAAGGCUUUGCUUAAGAGCCGCUCCAACACCGUUACCAAAGACGAACUGUUUUCUUUGGAAGAUUCUUUGCCUCAGGCCAGUUUUGUAGCCGCUCUGAAUAGCCGGUUCGUCAGUGUCAAACAAGGUAAGAGAUUUUACUUAUUCGCGACUUUAUUUUCGACAACUUUACUCGUCUGA